CAAUAAAAACAGGUGCCUGAAUGACGUCGUCUUGACAACUAAUACAACAAUCGAUAGAUGGCGCUGAAAGAAUUUGUUGCUGAAACUUGAAGGAAACAUGGCUGAAAGUCUGAGAACGUCCGGAGUUAGACAACGUUUAAUUCAACCAGAAAAUGAAGAUCCUGAUUGGGAUCCAUCGUUACCUUAUGGAGGAAAAGUUUAUUUAGCCAGAAAAAAGAAGCCGGAUCCGCUCUAUGUUAGAAUUAUUGAGGCAAUGGUUGUGAUUGGAACUUUAAUGUUUGCACUGUAUGCAUACUAUUAUUUCGAUCAUCUGCAUUUCCACGUCACUUAUGCAUAUGGAUGGCUGGGUUAUCCACAAGCUGAACAUCAAGUCGGACAACGAUAUCUUCAUGGGAAAGGUGUAGAAAAACACGAAGGCAAAGCUAUGGAAUGGUUUAAAAAGGCUUCGGACCAAGGACAUCCACAUGCAUCUUAUAAUUUAGCUAUUGGUCACAUGAAGGGCUACAAAACUGGACUGAAACCAGGAGAAUCACACCAGCUUAUAGCACACGCAGCAUCAAAGGGGGUAAAGGAGGCCCACAGGGUUUUGAAUGAAGUUUGUGCACGAGGAGGAUGUAAACAUUAGAGUAUACAAUGUUUGUUAUACAGCUAUGCAAGAGAGCGGAUAAAUCGACUUUCAUAAAUAUUUAAUCAUCUGAACACUCGGCUAGGUUAACUGAAUUA
Molecule: messenger RNA, 723 nt
Organism: Mytilus trossulus (common blue mussel)
Lineage: Eukaryota; Metazoa; Mollusca; Bivalvia; Mytilida; Mytilidae
Product: secretory immunoglobulin A-binding protein EsiB-like
Exons: 5
Coding region: 98-625 (175 amino acids)
Molecular function (GO): protein binding
Source: RefSeq, a predicted model, not a curated record